Molecule: messenger RNA, 1533 nt
Organism: Necator americanus (New World hookworm)
Lineage: Eukaryota; Metazoa; Nematoda; Chromadorea; Rhabditida; Ancylostomatidae
Exons: 11
Coding region: 1-1533 (510 amino acids)
Biological process (GO): replication fork processing; double-strand break repair via nonhomologous end joining; mitotic DNA integrity checkpoint signaling
Cellular component (GO): site of double-strand break; condensed chromosome; nucleus
Molecular function (GO): double-stranded DNA binding; histone H3K4 methyltransferase activity; single-stranded DNA binding
Source: RefSeq, a predicted model, not a curated record
AUGAAACUCUUGUGCCGUCGAACUAAUUGUACCGAAGUUUGUCCUGGUGGUUUCACCGUACGUACAUCUGCUGUUAAUCGGUUGUGGCGAAAGAUCCAGUUUUGUGACGAUACAACAAGAAGAAAUCUAACCAUGGGUGUCGCGAUAAAAAAUCAUGAACAGCUACAUCUACGUGUUAACGAUAUACCAACUCUGUCUUCGGCAUUAAUGUUUGGAUUUCAACAAGCAAUGCUAUGCCUGUCCGGUUUGCUAGUAUAUCCAUAUCUCGUGUCUGAAGCCGUAUGUGCAGGCGAUGCUACAGUGCAACUCCGAGUACAGUUAAUCGCUGCGACUUUUGUCAGCUGUGGAGUCGCUACUAUCAUUCAGACAACAUUUGGGUUAAGGCUCUGCGUCUUACAUGGCCCAGCUAUGGCAUUCCUCCCGCCGUUGUUGGCCUACAAAGCCCUUCGCGCAAGUGAAUGCCCAUUUAACGAAUAUGACAGAGUCAGUGAAGAAAUUUGGCAAGGAAGACUGCAAGAGAUAUCCGGCAGCCUCCUAGUGGCAUGCAUAUCAUUCUUUAUCAUUGGUGGGACGGGAAUAGCCGGAGUGCUGGCAAAACUUAUUGGACCGAUGACCAUUGUUCCGUUGAUGAUACUGCUCACUACGAGCAUUGUGCCAACAAUCGAGAGCAAGUUAUCACUGCAUUGGAUCUCCCUUGUUAUGCUGAUGUGUGUCGUCACAAUGGCCGUCUACAUGGAGCAUUUGUGUGUUCCUUUACCAUACUACUCAUUCAAGAAAAAGCGGAUCAUCUCCACAAAAAUCCGGCUCUUCGGCCAAUUUCCGUAUCUGCUGAGUAUCUCGCUGAUAUGGUUCAUAUGCUAUCUUAUGACAAUUACGGACCUCGAACCCGUAGGUGGUCAAGCUAGAACGGAUAAGAACGUAACCACUAUGGUGUUGAGGGAGUCACCGUGGUUUCAAGUGCCAUUCCCAGGUCAAUUCGGCAUGCCACGAUGGAGUUUAGGAUUGUGUAUGGGCUAUGUCGCAUCCUGUGUUUCCAGUGUGAUUGAAAAUAUUGGCUCAUAUGAUCUACUCGCAAGAGUGUCCCAACAAAGAGCUCCACCAAAGAAUGCAGUCAAUCGCGCCAUAAUGAUUGAAGGGGAUAGACUCCCUGUUUCUGCUGAGCCAGGACUGAUUCAUGACAUCCUUGUAUCCCGUACGUCGAUCCGGCCAAAAGCCUGCAAUCAAGUGACUGGGAGGUGCAAGGGAGGCGGUUUGGAGUCGCCUCCAACAAAUAAGCUCCACAAGUCCACUCCGGGAGAAACUCAUGGGACUAGAGGCUUGCAACCUGCCCAUGGGCUACCAAAACGGAAAAGGACUAGGAUGGCUAUCUGUACUUAUAACGCACGUACGCUUGCAUCGGAAGCGGCCAUCGAAGACCUGAUGAUGCAAGCCAAGGAGAUCAAGUACGACGUCAUCGGACUGACCGAGACGAGACGACGUCACCCCCUCAACGCCGUAUAUGAAACUGGAGAAGAACUGUUCUUAGGACAAUAG